UCAAAUGGGGAAACAUUGACCCUUUGCGGACAACUUUGGCCCAAAUAAAGAAGAAAGAGUAAUUUCAAUAUAGCGCCAACAAAUGAAACAGCAACUCUAGGGUGUAAAAUCUAGUAGAUAGAGGGCAUUUCUGUACUUCCACUGAAAGCAUCCCGACAGCGACCGUUUGCUUUUCAGUCGAGUGGUGAUCCUGAAGCCGACAGGUCGAUUUUUAAUCCAUAUAUUACGCAUUGAAACUUUUAUCGGCACCUAUUGUUAGUAAAGUUCUAGUAACUCGGGUAGUUAGUAAUGCCUCGACUCCCAAAAAAACGCCUUGGGUCAAGACCCUAUGCAAAUUAUACGUCUGAAAAACUUGAAGAAUGCUUACAAGAAAUUAGAUCAGGUCGGAUGUCGCAACGAAAUGCUGCCGCAACUUAUAGGAUUCCUAGAUCUACAAUCAAAAAUAAAUUGAAGGGCAAACACUCAAAAAAUAUUGGCCGAUCUCGAGUGUUUUCAGAUGCGGAAGAAGCUGCUUUUGAACAACAUCUUAUCAAGUUGGCAGAUUUCGGUUUUCCUGUAGUUGCAAUGGAUUUUCGGAUGGCUGCUAAAGCUUACUUAGACAAAAAAGGAUCCCGUAUUUCAUUAUUCAAAGAGAAUCUGCCUGGUUAUGAGUGGACAAAAUCUUACUUGAUGCGUCAUAAAAAAUUAGCCCUGCGAAUUAGUUCCAAUAUCAAGAGAGUUCGAGCAGAAGUUUCUGAAGCUGAAUUGAAUGACUAUAUGGAAAACUUAGGAGUCGCUGUGGAAAACAUUCCACCCUCUCGAAUAUGGAAUUACGAUGAGACCAACUUAAGUGACGACCCAGGAAAUAAAAAAGUCAUUUGUAAAAGAGGAGCUAAGUAUGUUGAAAAAAUAUGCAAUUUUAGCAAAAGUGCCACUUCUGUUAUGUUUUGUGGCAAUGCAGAAGGAAAAUGCCUUGCUCCUUAUGUUGUAUACAAAGCCGAGCAUCUCUGGAAUACUUGGACAGAAAAUGGCCCCCAAAAAUGUCGCUACAACCGCUCCAAGAGUGGGUGGUUUGACGGAACUACAUUUGAAGAUUGGUUUGAAUAUCAUUUUCUUCCGGAAGUGAAAAACGAAGAUGGACCUGUUAUUUUAAUAGGUGACAACCUCUCGUCGCAUAUCAGUGCUAGGGUUCUUCAACUAUGUGAGCAGAAUAAUAUAAGAUUCGUAUGUUUACCGCCAAAUACAACCCACCUCACCCAACCAUUGGAUGUGGCAUUUUUUGCUCCGUUAAAAAGAGCUUGGCGAAAUAUUCUAACCAAGUGGAAAGAGUCAAAAAGUGGUUCCAGAUUUUCAACCAUUCCCAAAGAUUAUUUUCCAACCUUACUUAAAGAACUUAUUCGAAAUCUAGAAAUGGAUAAAAGCCAGAAUCUUAUUUCUGGUUUCAGAAAAUGUGGGAUUUAUCCUUUAAAUAAGCAAAUGUUACUGGAUCGCCUACCAAAAAACUUGACUGAAGAGAAUAAAGAUAUGAUGAGUUCAGCUUUCUUAGAACAAAUAGAGGCAAAACGUGCAGAAUAUUUGGGAAUUGAGAAUAGGACCAAGCAGAGAAGAAAAAAAUUGCAGGUUCCUGCUGGGAAAAGCAUAAGUUCCAGUGACCUGAUAAGUCCAGAGACCAUGCCUAAAUCUUCAAAACAAAUAUCUGCUAAGCGAAAACGAGAUUUGUCCUCAAGCUCUUCUGAGAGCUCCUUAAAUGAGAUUGAUUUAGAAUCUGAUAAUCUAAGCGAAUCAUUUUCUGAUAUGCUUGAAGACGAGAAUAAUGAGGUUAUUCAAAAUCCUGAAAUUGAGAGACCAGGUCAUGCGAAUUUAAACAUAGGCGAUUUCGUGUUGGUAACGUUUAAUGCCAACCAAUAUCCUGGAAAAAUCAUCAAGAUUUCAGAAGAAGGACCCACAGUAGACUGUAUGGAAAAAGGGAUUAAAUUUUGGAGGUGGCCAGAAAAAAAUGACACAUUUUUGUACAGUUGGGAGAAUGUCAUUAUGAAAAUUAAUGAGCCAAAAAUGGUGUCUAAGAGAAAUCAGUACAAAGUUCCAGAAAUUGACAAUUUUGUUGAAAAAUAGGUGUAUAUUUUAGUAUGCAUGGAGGAUAUAUAUUUUUUGUUGUAAAAUUUUGUAUUUUUUCAGUUUAUUAUAUAUUUGAAAUACCGCCAGUAGUUUUUUUUCAGCUUCUAUUUACUAAAAAUCCAUUUAACCCACUUUGUUUCAGUGUAACAUUAACCCGAGACCUAAUUAACAUGCACGGGACAAUGUUUCCCCGAUUCAAGGUAACUUUGGCCCACUUGAAAAAAAUUUUUUUUUUGACAAAUAAUUUAUUGUACAGAUAAACUGAAGUACAAAAUCUGUGGGACUAUCCAUUAUGAUGUAUAAAUUAAAAUUACUCACCAUAGAGAUUAACAGGUGCUUUAUUACAAGCCAAAAAUGACCACAAAAAUAAAAAAAUUGGGUCAAUGUUUCCCCAUUUGAC
Molecule: messenger RNA, 2494 nt
Organism: Coccinella septempunctata (seven-spotted ladybird)
Lineage: Eukaryota; Metazoa; Arthropoda; Insecta; Coleoptera; Coccinellidae
Product: MFS-type transporter clz9-like
Exons: 2
Coding region: 289-2091 (600 amino acids)
Cellular component (GO): nucleus
Molecular function (GO): DNA binding
Source: RefSeq, a predicted model, not a curated record